Molecule: messenger RNA, 3051 nt
Organism: Rattus norvegicus (Norway rat)
Lineage: Eukaryota; Metazoa; Chordata; Mammalia; Rodentia; Muridae
Source: RefSeq, a predicted model, not a curated record
ACGGCUGUCAUAGCUCUUAGGUUAUCAACUUGUGGUAGACCAGAAACCACCCUGGAGGGGAGCCUUGAUUGAAGAAUUGUCCCCUGUGGGCAGGCCUGUGCUGCAUCGGCUUUGACUGUUAAUUGAGGUGGGAGGGCCCACCGUGUAUAUGGGUGGUACCACGUCAUACACUGAGUCCCCACUCUGUCUUAGAAUAAGGAAACCUCGUUGAUGAGAAGCAGGCAGAUGCCAAGGAUCCAGUUUAUCCUCUGCUCCUGACCGUGGAUGUGAUGUAACUAGCUUCUUGUGUUCCUGCUAGGACUUCUCGACAAUAAUGGACUAUAACCUGUUUUCCUUGUUUGUUUGUUUGUUUUUUGUUGUUUGGUCAGGGUGCUUUCCCAAGGCAUCAGAAUAAAACUGGAACAAUGGCACAUGUCUGUGAUCCUAGUACUUGGGAGACUGAGACUAGGAACUUGAGGAUUCUAGGACAGUUUGGACUUUGUUGGGAAACCCCACCCCAAAGAGAAAAAUAAAUAGAAGAAAACCAGUUCAGAUUCUGUGGCUGUGGUGACUGUUCUAGUGGCACACAGUAUCUGUGUCCUGAGGUAACUGGUCUAGUUGGAUUCUUGGUCAGAAUCACUGAGGUUGCCUGUUAAAACUCAGAUUUCCCCAGUCCUUCUGCAGGCCUGUGAAUUCGGGGCCUCUGAGGGUUGGACCAAGAUGUGACUAUGCAUGCCUGACUUCCUGAGUGAUUCAGCCAUAGGGCCCUACUGAGAACUAUGGGUACAAUGAGACGAAAGAUGAGUCAAAGGCUGAGGAGACGCCUCCGUUAGUAAAGUGCUUGCCACAGAAGCACAAGGACCUGAUUCCCAGAAGUCACAUGCAAAACACCUGGUGGUAUACAUGCGCAAUCCAGGCCUCAGGAGUCAGAGAUAGGCAGCCUAGCCCACUUGGUGAGGUUCGAGCCAAUGAGAGAUGCUGUGUCAGGAAAACAAGGUGAAUGACCCCUAAUAAUGACAUCAGAUUAUCUCCUGGCUUUGGAAGGUGAUCAAAUCUGAAUGCUUAGCGUCAUUGGCUUGGGGAGGACAGUGUGAGGGGUCAGUGGAUGUGACAAUGUCCUGGUCCCCAGAGGCAGUGAGUAGAACAGUGUAGGAACCUCAGGUGUGUCGGAGAACGGCAGCUAGCCUCAGAGUGUUUCUCAACAGAUUGUGGCAUCAAAGGAGGAAGGAGGGUGUCACAAAAUUAGGUUCUCUACUUUGGCCCCCUUCUGUGUGUCCUGGGGCAGCUUCCUCCUGUCGCAUUUCCCUCAGGGUUUCUCAAUGGGACAAAGGAGCGGAACCUGUGGGGACAGAAGCCAGUCAACUUCUAAGUGGAGCAGCAUGCUCCCACAACUCUGUCGCUUGGCCUCUUGCCUCUGGCCAUUGGCAGUUAGCACACCCAGGAAGGUGCUUCAUACGGAGGAGGCAGGGACCUGGGGGAUGUCACCACUGCUGCUAUGGCUGGGGCUGUUGCUCUGUGUUUCGGGGCUCAAAGAUGGAGAUGAGGAAGAACAGAAGUGUUUUCUGAAGGGUGAGAACCUGACCCUGACUUGUCCUUACAACAUCAUGCUACACUCAUCCAGCCUGAAGGCCUGGCAACGGGUCAGAAGCCACGGUUCUCCAGAGACCCUGGUGAUCACAAACACCAGAAAGCCAGACUUCAAUGUGGCCCGGGCUGGGAGGUACUUGCUGGAGGAUUAUCCCACCGAAUCCAUCGUCAAGGUCACCAUGACUGAACUGCAGAAGCAAGACGUGGGGCUGUACCAGUGUGUGAUCUACCUCUCUCCUAACAAUGUUGUCAUCUUGUAUCAUCGGAUUCGCCUGGUAUGGUGCCAAGACAAGGACGUUGGAUGUGGUGAACUCGAAAGCCAUCUACUUCCACAUCAUGGAAUCCGCCAGAGAAGCUGGUCCUGAGUUCAAAUCCCAGCAACCACAUGGUGGCUCACAACUAUCUGUAAUGGGAUCCGAUGCCCUCUUCUGGUGUGUCUGAAGACAGCUACAGUGUACUCAUAUUCAAAAUAAAUAAAUAAAUCUAAAAAAAAAAAAAAAAAGACCACGGGUGACAGAGUGCCUAGCUCUACUGACCGCUCAAUAGGAGAAUCACGUGACACCCGGAAUGGUGAGGCUGACUCCGCUGUGUAGGUAAACAGUUCCCCUGCCCUCAGCUUAGGUCAUUAACUCACUCCUGAAAGUUGCGCAAGGACUAUUUUAGCGGCCCUUGACAGAGCAAAGUGCCACUUCAGAGACUAGAAGAUUCUAGGUCUUUACUUGCUUUCUGCCCUGAACCUGCUCAGCGACCUUAGACAAAUCCCGUAUCUUCUCUGGUGGUCAGUAAGCUCUUGGCAGUCUGGCUUUCCCAUUACGGCAUUUGAUAGCGGCCCCAUCUUGGAUUCCUUUAUAUAUAUUGAUCACAGGGAGAUAAAGGUCUCACUUGCAUUUCACACUGGGUCAAAUCUACCUGCUCCAGGCACUGGAAAAUUUGAACCUUUGUUCUCUGAACCCAUCACUUCACUUCCACCCAUCCUUUUGCUGAAGUCCUAGUUAAAAAGCUACAGGAAAAGUCGCUGGAAUGCCCGGGUGAGCGAUCCUGUGCGAGAACUGCACCGAGCUCAAUAUAGGAUAGACAGUUAUCAGAUGCAAACCGGGAGGGACCAGAAGCCACGCUGGGACAGCUUCCUUUACCUUCUCUCCAGGGACGGGAGGAAUGGCAUCUGGCACAGGUUUUCUCUGCCUAGAGGGAUGGCGGGAGAAUUAGGAAAUAACCCUCCACAGAGUGCAACUUCGGUGCCCAGAGUGGUCUGGAGGGGAGAGUGCAGUCAGCUGGGUGCAGUUCUUUGUUUUAUUUUUAGUUUCAGCUAGGUUACCAGCAAGUUCCUCAUACCAACCCUCCACAACCUCUCCCCUCCCUUCCUUUUCACUUCUCUCUCCCUUCCUCCCUUGUUGCAAAAAAAUAUUUUAAAACAUCCCGUGUUUUCUUAGACACACACACACACACACACACACACACACACACACACACACACACACACACACA